AGCAAAUUUUCAUUCGUUUCUGCUUUGGAAUUGCUUGAAAAAAUCGUUGUUUACAUGCUUUAUUUUGGGGUUUAGGGUGUUGAAAACUUUUCUAAACAGUAAUUUGAUGAAGAUGGGGUAUAAGGCAACUUUUUUAGGAAUCAAAAAAGUCAGUUUGCGGGAUAAAAAUACAUCUCCGUUUAAGAGCUCGUAAAAUGCUCGUAUUUUAGCAGUCUCGAAAUGGUUUUCGAGCAGCAGUGCUAAAUUCCUUUCGUUCGUGCUUUGCCUCCCACUUGAAAGCACACUUGCAAAACAUAAGCAUCACACAAGAUGAGUGAGACUGCAGGAGAGAGGGGGCGAUGGGGGCCGAGCGAAGCAGCAGCAAAGCAGAAAGCAACAUGUAUAACGUCCAGUUGGAGAGCAGCAGUUGUGCGGAGAGGUUAUCGUUCGUGCUUUCUCCGUUCUUGCUUUGCAAGGGCAUAUUAUUCAUAGAAACCGGGGGUCUCCAAAAAUAGAAAGUACUUCCGAAAAGAUCAAUUUUGCAGCCCAGCCAUGACCAAUCCCGUACCGCCCGGCGUGGUGGGUCUUCCCUAUCGAUUUUCUGAUGAGCGCACGGUCAAGUUCGUCGAGCUCUACGGCCGGGAGCCUUGUCUGUGGAACAAGCGGCCCUACUUACGGCGAGCUCGAAGCGCCGCCUAUCGGCGAAUUCAGACCGGGAUCAAUGCCGACAUAGAGCCUUACGAAACAGGUCUGACCAUCCAGGGCGUGAAGAUGAAGAUCAAGAAUCUGCGCACUGGCUACCACCAGGAGCUGAAGAAGAUCCGGUCUAUUGCGGGAUAUCAGCCAAAGACACCUUGGUUUGCCCCACUUCAUGGCUUCCUGGCCGAAUUCUUGGACACGAAUGACUUCGAAGCGUCAAACCCGCCGCCACUUAGGCGUCUACAGAUUCGUCUCACAAGAUUGAAGCCCAUCAAGAUGCAAACCGAGAUCAAACCGGAUCCGGAUGACAUGUCUGCCCCAGAGUUGCCAUCCAUCCCGACGCCAUCGUCCUUGUUUACCAUCCUUCCAGCACCCAUGCCCAUGGAUCAGCCCCUCACUCCGCCGCCUUCGCUGCCCAAGGUCGAUGAGAUCAAUACGGCUCCACAUUCGGCUGUACAGAUGCCUCUUCCUAUGUCGACUGCCUGCUCUCUUUCUGAGAAGAGUGAGGUUUUGGGACUGGGACUGGGAUCAUCGGUAGCCGGGAGGGUAAAUGGAGUUGGACUGGGGGUGGGAAUGCGAGGUGAAGACGAGUUCACCUACUUCGGACUGAGCGUAGCUGCUCAGAUCCGAAAUAUGCCACUGGCCAGUGCCAUGGUGAUGCAAUCCAAGAUUCAGUACAUGAUCUCCAUGGAGCGUCGCAAGAUUGGCGGUCACUCGUGCGAUGUGGAUAUCUUUAACUAAUAACCAAGGACAUAGUCAGGAUCUGAAGAAGUUUCAUUUUGUAGUUUAUAAGAAGUGCAUUCCUUACAACUUAUCUGUGAAUACGAUUCUAAGUUAUUUAAUUGGAAUAACUUGAAAGAUUAUUUUUGAUUUAAGAUCUAACUGAAAUU
Molecule: messenger RNA, 1568 nt
Organism: Drosophila takahashii
Lineage: Eukaryota; Metazoa; Arthropoda; Insecta; Diptera; Drosophilidae
Molecular function (GO): DNA binding
Source: RefSeq, a predicted model, not a curated record